CCCUGCCCCAGCCCGGCCGAGAUGGCGCGGCACAAGCAGGAACAGGCGCUGUCCGAGGAGAAGGGGCCCCAGGCAGAGGAGGAUGGCGAGGCAGCCGGGGCCAAGGGGCUGCAGGGGGCCGAGCCGGGCUUCCAGCCUCCCGAAGGCGGCUUCGGGUGGAUCGUGGUCUUCGCCGCCACCUGGUGCAACGGGUCCAUCUUCGGCAUCCAGAACUCCUUCGGGAUCCUGUACGUGAUGCUGCAGGGCGACCUGGGCGACGGCGAGAAGGACCGCACGCUGGAGUUCAAAACAGCGCUGGUUGGAGCCCUGGCCAUGGGGAUGAUUUUCUUCUGCUCUCCUAUUGUGAGUAUCUUCACGGACCGGAUUGGCUGCAGGACGACAGCAGCCUCAGGGGCAGCCAUCGCUUUUAUUGGACUGCUUUCCAGCUCUUUCACAAAGUCCCUUGAAGUCCGCUAUUUCACCUAUGGAAUCCUCUUUGGAUGUGGCAGUUCCUUUGCUUUCCAGCCCUCCCUGGUUAUCCUCGGCCACUACUUCAAACGCCGUCUAGGCUUGGCGAAUGGCAUCGUGGCUGGAGGGAGCUGCCUCUUCUCAAUGUCCCUUCCCUUCUUUUUGAAAACAAUCGGGAGCACCAUUGGGCUAGCUCACACUUUCCAAGUCCUCAGCGCCUUCAUGUUCAUCCAGAUUCUCUUGUCUCUGACUUUCCGGCCCAUCUUGCCGCCUUCUUGUGACUCUCACCAUGAUAGACAAGACAAACUGGGCAGUCGGAGCAUGAAACAGCAGUGCUGGUCUCAGAUGCGGAAAUAUUUCAACAUGAGGGUUUUCCAGAGAAAGACAUACCGAAUUUGGGCUUUUGGCAUUGCUACAGCCGUCCUGGGAUACUUUGUACCUUACGUGCAUCUGGUAAAGUAUGUGGAGGAGGAGUUUAAGGAAAACAAAAAGGAAUGGGUUCUCUUGGUUUGUCUUGGAGCCACGUCGGGGCUCGGACGGUUGGUUUCUGGCCGGAUUGGAGACUGCAUUCCUGGAUUGAAAAAGAUUUUCUUGCAGGUUGCCUCCUUUAUGCUUCUGGGCCUCAUGUGCAUGAUGAUCCCUCAAUGCCAAGCGUUUGAGGGCGUCAUUGUCGUCUGCCUGUUUCUCGGACUUUGUGAUGGAUUCUUUAUUACCAUCAUGGCCCCCAUAGCCUUUGAGCUGGUUGGACCCAUGCAAGCUUCUCAAGCCAUUGGCUAUCUCCUGGGACUUAUGGCCAUUCCAAUGACAGCUGGCCCACCAAUAGCAGGAUACCUCCAUAAUUAUUUUGGGAAUUACUACCUUGCCUUUUACCUUGCUGGAGUUCCCCCAAUUAUUGGGGGUCUGGUCCUGUCUGUUGUUCCUCUGAUCCAUCAAAGAAUGCUCAAGAAGCAGCAGAUGGAUUCUGGCAAAGACAAGAUGUUGGUCUUAGAUACAGUCAUAAACGGAGAGCUUCUUCCGGGCUGUCCUUCCACUGAGGCACACGUAUAAAGCCUUUUCCCGUUCAGCCAUACACACACCAAUACACACAGAUGUGUUAUCACCACCAGCAUCUUCUCCCCUGACUAAGCAUGGGCCUUUUUAAAAAUGGAGCAGGAGCCAGUGUUCCCUCUAAUCUUUUCAAUCUUGUGUAGAAUAAAUGUGUAUGUGCACUGUGCACUGAGGCAUGUACCAAAUGUGUACCACCAAUAGAAACAAAAACCCUAUCUAUGGGCAUUCUGCUAAUCAGCUGGAUGGCACAUGACUCUCUUCUGAGUGGCCACACAAGUGCACAGCUUACAGGAAACAUUGAGCGGGACCCUCCCAAACUGCAGACGAGUGGCACCAAAUGGAUAAUGAAGAAAGUUCUAGUUCCAAGCAUUAGCUACCGGCGCCAUUUUUCAGAAUGUUUUGAAUUGAAAGUUGUGUCUUUCACCAGCAUUUUUCUAACACGAAUUCUCACUAGAACUCCAACUCCCGUUUGCUCCUCCCCCAGUUUUCUGUUUGUCACAGCAGUGGUUGACCGCUGAUUAGGCUGCUGGUGGAACAUGUUAACCUUUUGAUUGUAGUUUCAGAUCCAUCCCAUCACGCAGGAUUGUCAGUGAUGCUUGAAUGUGUUGCCUUGGAGGGGGAUUCCGCUCCAUGCCCCCACCGUGUAAUCGGCAAUUCACAAAUUCUUAGCCUGCUUUUGGAUCCCAUGUGAAGGCAAAAGAAUUCCAGUGGGGGGAACCUUUGUCUCUUUUGUAAGAGUGUUCUGUGUUUCCCUGUCCUCCAAAGAAUCUAUUCCUGAAGCUGUUGGUAUGCUUUUAUGGACUACCAGUUCAUCGUGGUAGCACGGUCUGCCAGCAGACUCACAUUCCUGCCACUCUCCCCUCAAUGUCCCAUGUUAAUGUACAUCAAGAGGGGAACAGCCCCUUGCUAUCUAAUCUGAUACCCAAAUUAGCUGUAGACAGUGAAGGUAAGUUAAUGCAUUGGCUACUUCAGAUAUGAGUUUCACUGGUCUCAGUACUCCCACCUUUCCAUCCCUUCUUGGAGAAUGCUUCAUUGCAAUGGAAAAGUGCUUCUCACCACUGGCUAUGGCUCAGUGUGUCACUGAUCCCCCACCAAUGGUUAGGGCAUUGGGUCACUGCAGAAAAAAGAGGGGGCAGAGAAAACAGAAGAACGGAAAAGGGAAGAAAAAAUAAUAAUAAUUGGCUUUGCUCAGCUACUACUGAUGGCCAGCAGUGUUCCCUCUAAGCUGUGGGGCAUCACAGCUUCACAGGUGAUUAAGCAGCCCCGCCAUGUCAGUCAGCUCCAUGCAGGAGCCUUGAACCUCUGAGGGGGUGGGGAUGAUUAAUCACCUGUGAAGCUCUGCUGCCCUGCAGCUUAGAGGAAACAGUAAUGGCCAUUCCUUCAAGGUUACUGUUCUGAAAUCCAGUGGUUCCUCUGUCAUUCAUCUGUGUUUUAUCAACUAGUCCUUAAAUUAGUAGGCGUCCAAGCCAUCCAUUGUAAGGUGAAUAAACAAUGGCUAACUUAGGAUGCUAUAAUCAUUAAAAUGCUAAAUUUGCAAGGCAAUGAAAUUACAAACAUUGACUCCUCCAAAGAGGAACAGUUAGUUGGAGUGGAGUCCUGACGUUUACACAAGUCAGCAUUGACCUGAGCCAUUCCAGCUGGUUAACUUCUCUGCAGAAUGUGGGCUGGUUUUUGCUCUGAAUUCUGAAUUCCCUAAUGUACCCCUAGGGCUGUCCCAACAUGUGCCAUGUGAGCAGAGGGGUAAUGCACAGUCAUGCAGAUGAACCCUCAUGUGCCAGCGCUGUAUUUUCAUCAAUAAUCAACGUGUCAAUGUUACAGGAGCUGUGGGAAAAGGCUGAACAUUUUUUGUAAAAGCCACAUGGUUCCUUUUUUAAAAUAAAAAAACAGUCUGCUGCAGUAUUUAACUCUGUGUCUAUGCAGGAGCCCUGCAGUGGGCCACAACGAGAGGUCAGCUAAGGAGGAGCAAGGAUUGUACAGAGGCCAGUGGUUGAGCUGGCUGGGUGUAUUUCCAAAGGAUUUCCAUUGUGAGAGGGAAGAGUUCUCUCUUGACGCCACUGAUGCAGUAUUUGUGUGCUGUGAACUGCUCUCUGUUUGAUGUAGGAAGAGUAGUGUCAGCUAUCCAGCUGGAUCAUUGCAAAUCAAAGUCACCUGCAAGGCCUCGGUGACUUCUGUCCCCCUAUGAGCCAACAGAGAGAAAGCAAAAUAGAGAAAAUAUGCAGAAAUAAAGAACUCGGAUUGCAUUGAAUCGAGUUCAUUAAAUCAAAGCCUUCAGUACAUCUUGAUCUCAGAGAGAAAGGUCAAUAAAAAUAAAUGUGGUAGAAGCAAAUUCACAGCAUCGAAUGAAGGUAAAACUCAGCACGGGUGUUGCCAGAAGCAAGUUCUCACCAGGCAUGGGUGGUAAAUAUAGUAUGUGGCUGGAAAGAAAGUGAGCUUUCGCAACUCCAGGCUUAUGAAACCAGUAAGCUGCUUGUUAAGCCAGAGUACUGAGGUUCCCUGCAGAUCUACCUCCAGUGGGAACCCUGAUUAUCUCCUAGGAAAUCUGUGGGGCAAAAAUGAUUUGUCUAAGUUUCUAUGUCCACAAUACAGUAAUUCAGUAGAGAGAUAGAGAAAUUGCUGGCCAAAAAUGGAUAAAUUGAGUCCUACACAUGAAGUGAUUGUACAUCUAAAACAUUUUUACAAGCUAUGGACUUAAAAAGCUACUAUUAAAAAUGUUAACAGUGAAAACUUAACAGAUAGACGUCUUAUGAUAACCUUUCUUGUUUCUUAUUGUGAAUGCAGAUAUGUGUAAUCCCAUGACGAAAACUGAGCCAUAAACUUAUUUCCAAUCCAUGCCUACAAGUCCUGUUGAUGUUUGCAUUGGUGGGAGUUUGGCAUUGGACUGACAGCUCUGUUUGCUUUUACCAGUGUUGCCUAUAUAAGCUAAAGUCGUGUGUUCUGAUCCUUUGGAAAUUUCAGUCCCUGUAAUAUCUGGAGAAGUAAAUGGUAUUUUGUAGCACUUAUGACUUAACCUAAACAAGAUGUGUGUCUUUGCCCCCUUUCCUCAAAAGAGAUGCAUGCUUUUCUGUGACCUUUUUUACUGUUAUUCAACUCACAGAUUCUAACAUAUGAAACAAAUGUGCGAUUUCUUAUUUUGUGGCAUCUGAAGCAGGCAACACAGCAAGACUGGUCACAUAUCAGAGCCAAGGGAAGUUACAUCACCUGGAUAAAUGUUUGUUGAACAGGUUGUACUUCGUAUCAGUGCCUUGAUAUGGGCCAGAUUGUGAUGACCUUGCUCUACUAAUAGUCCCAUCAAACUCAGUGGGAUUUUAUACUUUAUUCCAUUGAAGUCAAAGGGGCCCUUCACAGAGUUCGGUGCUACCAAGCGAGUAAAAGCAUCACAAUCUGAUUGUAAAUCCCCCUAUUUAGGAGCAGAGGUGAAGAGGACUUUGUAUUGCAACUCCCUUUAUGUCCUGUGAUUUGUGUGUGUGUGUGUGGGCACGAUGUCUCUAAAUUAGCUGAUUCUCAAUUUGGAGGCUUUUCUGUGGAAGGGGAGGAGGGGGUUAAUUUAAAAAAGGGUCUGUAACUGAUGCUCAGUAAGACAAGCAGUGCUGUCUCAACACCAGUUCUGAAACAGAUGCAUGUUCAUAAGCAAUUGACUA
Messenger RNA from Pelodiscus sinensis (Chinese soft-shelled turtle), 5132 nucleotides. It is a transcript of the gene SLC16A2, whose product is annotated as solute carrier family 16 member 2. NCBI's taxonomy places the organism in Eukaryota, Metazoa, Chordata, Testudines, Trionychidae. Gene Ontology annotation, biological process: transmembrane transport. The record is from RefSeq and is a predicted model, not a curated record. Gene Ontology annotation, molecular function: thyroid hormone transmembrane transporter activity.